Oryza sativa Japonica Group (Japanese rice) is the source of this 2315-nucleotide messenger RNA. The record is from RefSeq and is a predicted model, not a curated record. NCBI's taxonomy places the organism in Eukaryota, Viridiplantae, Streptophyta, Magnoliopsida, Poales, Poaceae.
GCAAUCUCUUGCAAGCCACAACGGCCAAGCAGAAAGUGCAAUUAGCCUGCAGGCAGCUAAUCAGUAGUAGCUUGCUAGCCAUGGCUUCUGCAACUAAUUCUUCACUUAGCUUAAUGCUGCUGGUGGCUGCAGCUAUGGCGUCAGUGGCAUCGGCGCAGCUCUCGGCGACGUUCUAUGACACGUCGUGCCCCAAUGCGUUGUCCACCAUCAAGAGCGUCAUAACAGCCGCCGUGAACAGCGAGGCUCGCAUGGGGGCGUCGCUGCUCAGGCUGCACUUCCACGACUGCUUCGUCCAAGGGUGCGACGCGUCAGUUCUGCUGUCCGGGCAGGAGCAGAAUGCUGGCCCGAACGUGGGGUCGCUGAGGGGAUUCAGCGUCAUCGACAACGCCAAGGCGCGGGUGGAGGCCAUCUGCAACCAGACCGUCUCCUGCGCCGACAUCCUCGCCGUCGCCGCCCGUGACUCCGUCGUCGCGCUGGGAGGGCCAUCAUGGACGGUUCUGUUGGGGAGAAGGGACUCCACCACUGCAAGCGAGGCCUUGGCAAAUACCGACCUCCCUGCCCCUUCCUCUAGCCUCGCAGAACUUAUCGGCAAUUUCUCCAGAAAGGGACUCGACGCAACCGACAUGGUUGCUCUCUCAGGAGCACACACGAUCGGGCAGGCGCAGUGCCAGAAUUUCAGGGACAGGAUCUACAACGAGACCAACAUCGAUUCCGCCUUCGCGACGCAACGCCAGGCCAACUGCCCACGGCCGACGGGCAGCGGCGACAGCAACCUGGCGCCGCUGGACACGACGACGCCCAACGCCUUCGACAACGCCUACUACAGCAACCUGCUGUCCAACAAGGGGCUCCUGCACUCCGACCAGGUGCUCUUCAACGGCGGCAGCGCGGACAACACGGUCAGGAACUUCGCGUCCAACGCGGCGGCGUUCAGCAGCGCCUUCACGACGGCCAUGGUGAAGAUGGGGAACAUCUCGCCGCUGACCGGGACGCAGGGGCAGAUCAGGCUCAGCUGCUCCAAGGUGAACUCCUCAUACGCGCACGGCGCAUCAUAUCGCUCACUCUGCAUGGCUUCGGCUUCUUCUGUCAGCUUAAUGCUGCUCGUGGCUGCAGCUAUGGCCUCAGCCGCCUCGGCGCAGCUGUCGGCGACGUUCUACGACACGUCGUGCCCAAACGCAUUGUCCACCAUCAAGAGCGCAGUGACGGCCGCCGUGAACAGCGAGCCCCGAAUGGGAGCCUCGCUGGUCAGGCUGCACUUCCACGACUGCUUCGUCCAAGGCUGUGACGCGUCUGUUCUGCUGUCCGGCCAGGAGCAGAAUGCAGGCCCGAACGCUGGGUCACUUCGGGGAUUCAACGUCGUCGACAACAUCAAGACGCAGGUCGAGGCCAUCUGCAGCCAGACCGUCUCCUGCGCCGACAUCCUCGCCGUCGCCGCCCGUGACUCCGUCGUCGCGCUCGGAGGGCCGUCGUGGACGGUUCUAUUGGGAAGAAGGGACUCCACCACUGCGAACGAAAGCCAAGCAAAUACCGACCUCCCUGCCCCUUCCUCUAGCCUCGCUGAACUUAUCGGCAAUUUCUCCAGAAAGGGACUCGACGUAACCGACAUGGUUGCUCUCUCAGGCGCACACACGAUCGGGCAGGCGCAGUGCCAGAACUUCAGGGACAGGCUCUACAACGAGACAAACAUCGACUCCAGCUUCGCGACGGCGCUCAAGGCCAACUGCCCACGGCCGACGGGCAGCGGCGACAGCAACCUGGCGCCGCUGGACACGACGACGCCCAACGCCUUCGACAGCGCCUACUACACCAACCUGCUGUCCAACAAGGGCCUCCUGCACUCCGACCAGGUGCUCUUCAACGGCGGCAGCACGGACAACACGGUCAGGAACUUCUCCUCCAACACGGCGGCGUUCAACAGCGCCUUCACGGCGGCCAUGGUGAAGAUGGGGAACAUCUCGCCCUUGACUGGAACCCAGGGGCAGAUCAGGCUCAACUGCUCCAAGGUUAACUAGCCGGUGAUGACGAGUACGUGAUGGUCUCAGGGAAUAAAGCUAGGCCCCGACAUUGCUGCCAAUAGCGUGCAGCUAGCUGUGGCCAUCUCAUCACUUUCAUGGUUCAAUGGUUUCAUCAGCAAGUGCACGGAACAGACUAGAGAGUGUAGGUGUAUGCAUGUGUGAUGUCAUGUAACGAGUUGCCAUGCAAAGGCAUGAGGAUUACGGACCUCUCUUUCGUCGUAAUCCUAGCAGCUACAGAUUUCAACUGUCGUGUUAACCAAGUGAAGUGCUAGUUUCGAAUGUAUUGGCCCCUCUCUGCUC